Molecule: messenger RNA, 1338 nt
Organism: Desarmillaria tabescens
Lineage: Eukaryota; Fungi; Basidiomycota; Agaricomycetes; Agaricales; Physalacriaceae
Exons: 2
Coding region: 249-914 (221 amino acids)
Source: RefSeq, a predicted model, not a curated record
CAGCAAAGACGGGACAGCGGAGGAAGGAGGUGAUGGAAAGGAGAGAAGACGCCCUGGAUGGGAUUCGUAUGAGACUCGGUCCCUUUUAUGGUUGUUGAUUAUUGACGGCUAUUUGCUUCGAGUACCUAAUGAGAACCCCAUUUUCCGGUCCAUAUAUAGCAACUCCGUGCCGGACAUCCGGGUCAGUCGUGUUUUGCUCGUGCUUCUCUUAUUGACACUCCAGUUAACCAGCAGUGACCCGUUCAACAAUGGACCUUCUUACCGAGUUCCUGGAGCCUAUACUCUCCUUUCUGAAGGAACAACUGCCACCACCAGUCUACUCCUUCAUUAUCUCUAUGCUGUCGCACUGUUUGGCGUUUUGCACCGCAUUCUACACUCUGGUCGGCGAGCUUGUCUCAACGAAUCCUCUCCAAUGGGAUGCGCAAACACUACUACCCCCUCUUAUCGCUGUGUUCUCAGCGUAUAUCGCUCUCAUGAGUCUGUAUCGGACUACAAGCUGGAUGUUGCGCACCAGCUUCUGGUUUAUCAAAUGGGGCACCAUUGUGGCCGCUCUAAUCGGGGCCUCAGGAUGGGUGCUUGGUAGCCAACAACUACAGGCCAACAAAAGUGGAGGAUUGAUGCCAUGGUCUAGCCUUGGAGAGAUGGCGAUGGAUAUGUUGAAUAGUCCCAGUGGACAAACCUCAAAACGUAAACCGAGGACACCCCCGCAGAGGCCCCGGGUUUGGGAGUCAUUUGAUCGUCACCGAGCGUGGCAGGAAACAAAAAAUGAGCCGGAAAGCCGUAGCGACUUUAAUGCCAAGGAGGUGAUUGGGGCAAUCACACGGUGGUGGGAUAUGGCGAUGGACGUUAUGGCAGAUGGAAGAGGACAAGAUGAUGGAAAUGACAGCAGAGCCAAGACAACAGUCUCACGAUAAUCUAUGCAUCAACCAACAAAGGCAGAAGAGGACGACGCACUUGGCAAUCCUUCCCAGCUGUGUUAAGCCACUCAAUCCAACGAAAAAGUUGACCUAGGAACGGGGGUGAGGUUUAGGCGCAACGAAAAAACAUGAUUCGCAUACUCCAGCAAGACUGUAAUUAACAGGCGUUAUUACAAAGGCAUACCGCACCCAGAUGAACCCGGUUGCAGUCAGCGCUUGAAGUCAAUGAGCUGGUGUUGCAGGGAAAAAACGGCUACGACGAACCGAGAUUUUGAGAGACGCUCAAUUUCUCCACUGGUCUCGACAGGUCCUUGAGACCUGCAGCAACAAGACCCCACUUCAUCAUUGGAGCCCAGAAGAAAACUGUCUUCGGACCUGCAGCCAGUCGUCGGUGAGGAUACUAGUCGAGACGCGAAGACAC